Messenger RNA from Ipomoea nil (Japanese morning glory), 1539 nucleotides. Its product is annotated as purple acid phosphatase 2-like. Gene Ontology annotation, molecular function: acid phosphatase activity; metal ion binding. The transcript has 8 exons. The coding region runs from base 112 to 1518 and encodes 468 amino acids. The record is from RefSeq and is a predicted model, not a curated record. NCBI's taxonomy places the organism in Eukaryota, Viridiplantae, Streptophyta, Magnoliopsida, Solanales, Convolvulaceae.
UCUUUAUGACUUUUCCAAGAUACUCCGUACUAUAUUACACGGUGCAUAUAUAUAUGCGUAGGUGCUGUCUAAGGACAGACAAAGCUGAGGUUUGUGCGCAGUACGAGAAAGAUGGGCGCGCCAAGAACGAGAUACUAUGUGGUCGCGGUUGUGCUGGGAGUGGUUCUCAGUGCCGCCAUUCUGUGCAGCGCCGGAAUCAGCAGCAGUUAUGUUCGGAAGGUCGAGAAAAGUGCGGAUAUGCCGCUCGACAGUGAUGUCUUCCGCGUGCCUCCCGGAUAUAAUGCGCCUCAACAGGUUCAUAUCACACAAGGAGAUGUUGCGGGGAAAGCAAUGAUUGUUUCAUGGGUGACUGUGGAUGAACCGGGUUCGAAUACAGUGCUGUACUGGAGUGAGAACAGCAAACACAAGAAAGAGGCCAAAGGAAAAAUGAAAACCUAUAAAUACUUCACUUAUACUUCGGGUUACAUUCACCAUUGCACCAUUAGGGAUCUUGAGUACAACACCAAAUACUACUAUGAGGUGGGGAUUGGGAACACGACUCGAACCUUCUGGUUCAUGACACCUCCUGAAGUUGGGCCUGAUGUUCCCUAUACGUUUGGUCUUAUAGGGGAUCUUGGACAGAGUUUUGCCUCAAACCGGACACUCACACAUUAUGAAUUAAAUCCAAGAAAGGGGCAAACAGUUCUGUUUGUUGGCGACCUCUCAUAUGCAGAUACUUAUACUAACCAUGAUAAUGUAAGAUGGGAUACAUGGGGUAGGUUUGUUGAGAGAAGUGCUGCUUAUCAACCUUGGAUUUGGGCUGCAGGAAACCACGAGAUAGAUUUUGCCCCUGAUCUUGGCGAAACAAAACCCUUCAAACCUUUUACUAACCGGUUUCAUGUUCCCUAUAAAGCAUCAAAUAGCACUGCUCCUCUUUGGUACUCAAUCAAGAGAGCUUCAGCAUAUAUCAUAGUUCUGUCGUCAUAUUCAGCAUAUGGCAAAUACACCCCUCAAUACAUGUGGCUUAAACAGGAGCUGACAAAAGUUAACAGGAACGAGACACCAUGGUUGAUUGUUCUUAUGCAUGCUCCAUGGUACAACAGCUAUGACUAUCACUAUAUGGAAGGAGAAACUAUGAGAGUAAUGUACGAGGAAUGGUUUGUGGAGCACAAAGUUGAUGUUGUUUUUGCUGGUCAUGUUCAUGCUUAUGAACGCUCGGAGCGCAUAUCGAAUGUGGCGUACAACAUUGUAAAUGGGAAAUGCACGCCUGUCCGAAACCAAUCUGCCCCUAUAUACAUCACAAUUGGUGAUGGAGGAAACCAUGAAGGCUUGGCCACCAUCAUGACAGAACCACAGCCAGAAUACUCGGCUUUUCGCGAGGCGAGUUUUGGGCAUGCCACACUUGACAUCAAGAACAGAACCCACGCAUACUAUAGCUGGCAUUGCAAUCAAGAUGGAUAUGCAGUGGAAGCAGAUUCAAUGUGGGUUUCGAACCGAGUUUGGCAUCCAGUUGAUGAUUCUACAACUACCAUCUUCUGAUACCAUAACUUUUAUCCUCUC